AGCAAGCACGAGAGUUUGGCAGGGCCACGCAGAGGCGAAGGCAGGAGGCUGGUGAGAACACAAGCAGCAGAAGACGGCGUGAGGAGCGGCUCGGAACAGAGAGGGCAGUCGGCGGCGGCAGCGGCGCUGAGGCCAGCCGGGAUGACCUCUGGACGACCCUCGCGAGCCGCGCCGCCGAUGCGACCGUGAGGGAAGAGCUGACCUCAGUGAACAUCAGCGCGACCUGUUAAAGAUGGAGGAGGAGAAUGGCCCCUGAAACUCUGCCCUGACUUGGCUGCCUUUCAAAGUGGACGUGUGAAAAGGGAGGAGGACCAAGACGGGUGAAGUUGGAGGGUCCAGUGAAUGAUGAAUUCCACCCCCACCUCAGGCCCCCGUGACGAGGAUGGACGUGCAAACUCCCCCGGGCCGAAGACGGUGCUCUUGAGCGCAGCUUCCUGUUGACUCUGGAGGCAGCACGCCGCGACACUUACCAGUGAACCCGACUAUCAACUGGCUGAAGAUGAACUUGACAAACCCCAACUGCCAAAGCGAGGACCACCGGAUGUAUCAGCAUUACAUGUACGGCGUGGUGUACAGCAUCAUCUUCCUGCCCGGCCUGCUGGGCAACCUGGUGGCGCUGUGGGUCUUCUGGGUCUAUAUCAAAGAGACGAAGAAGGCGGUGGUGUUCAUGAUGAAUCUGGCCGUGGCUGAUCUCCUGCAGGUUCUCUCCCUGCCCUUGAGGAUCUACUACUACUUGAAGAACACCUGGCCUUUUGGACACCAGCUCUGCAUGGUGUGCUUCUAUCUCAAGUACGUCAACAUGUACGCCUCCGUCCUGUUCCUCGUGUGCGUCAGCGUGCGCCGCUGCGAGCUCAUCAUGCGCCCGCUCAGGCACAACUCCUCCAGAAAACCAGGGGACAUCGUGGUUUGCGCCGCCAUCUGGCUGCUGGUCUGCCUGGGCUGCCUUCCCUUCCCGCUGCUGAGGAACGUGGAGGCAGCGCCGGACUCGGCGCCUGUGCAGGUGUGUUUCGCAGAGCUGCCCAUGCAGGAGCUCAAUAAGGCGGCAGCCUGGUCCCUGCUGGUGGUCGCUGAGCUGCUGGGCUUCGUCCUCCCCUUCCUCGUGGUGCUUUGCUGCACCUGCCUGACGGCGGGCAGCCUCCGGAAGAGCGCCUCGGGGGCCGUCCCCGAUCAGGGUGAGAAGCAGAAGGCGCUGAGGAUGGUGCUGAGCUGCGCGCUGGUCUUCCUGCUGUGCUUCGCUCCCUACCACAUCACCAUGCCCCUGGACUACCUGGUCAAAGCCAACGCGCUGAGCAGCUGCGGCCUCAGGAACUUCAUCUUGCGCUGCCACCCCGUCACCCUCUGCCUGGCCAGCCUCAACUGCAGCCUGGACCCCAUCAUCUACUACUUCACAACCAACGAGUUCCGGAAGCGACUGAGCAAGACGGAAGUGGCGGAGGGCAUGAACAGCUGUCGCCGUCUGUCCUGCAUCACGGGGCAGGGAGCCAGUCAAGGAUGAAGGCCAGACUGUCGCGGACGGUCCGAGGUGAGGUGCGUUCCUCGCCUGACGGAGGGACAUCUCACGCCACUGACAGUUUUCGCUCUCCCUAUUUAUUGAUCAAUAAAUACUUCUCUGACUUUUCAAAACUCAUUUGCCAAAGCUGUGCCGCAGAAGAGGCGGAGUCGUCUCUGUCCCACUUGGGACACCUCGGUGUUGGGAUGCUUCUGUGGGAGAACGACUCCCCGCUUGGGAAGUCUCCAUCUCAGGGCGCGCACUCAGCCGGACGACCUUCAUUCAAUGAUCCGCUGAAAGAAUCCUUGAACACAGUUCCACCUGAACUGUGACGAGGGACGACACGGCCCCAGUCAGAAGGCGAGCUGCCAGAGAAACACGGAUAGUUACCGAGCUGAUGCCGUUUAACACAGCGCUCUCUUUUACAGACCAAAUCUCACUGGCACACUUCUCCCAGUUCGACUCUUCGGGUCUCAGAAAGCGGCACUUGUCGCUGAAUGGCUUUUUCACCCGCCAUUCUCCCACCGACCGGAAGAGUUGCCACUUGUCUUCUCCCGGUUGAUGCUGUCUUCCAGACCAACGUUCUAGAGACCUUCACGCACUCCUUAACAACGCAUUUAAAAUGAUUAAAUUAAAUGAUGAUUGAAUGAUUUAAUUGAAUGCGCAAAAAAAAGAUUGAUAAAAAAGCAUCAAAUGCAUAUCAAAUGCAGUGGGAGGGGCAGUUCAGUUCCACAGUUAAGGAUCAGUAUUGCAAAAUCAAAAGAACAAAUGAGGAACAUUCACUCAAGUAAGAAGCAGGUCCAGUCCAGUGGGAGAACAAACCAGUUUAUUUAACAAGAUUCAGGUCAAUAUACAACACUGAGUUCUCGAGUCUGUCUGAUGAAACGGCAACUACGUUGAUCAUCCAGGGAAGCUGCUUCAACUGUAUCUACUUCCUGGUUCUGGGAAAUGGAACUGACCUCAGAAGUGAAUAGAUUUCCCACAAGAUUGGAUGAACUGCAACAACGUGCAGAAGACUGGAAAGUGGAACAUGCUUUCUGUUCUCAGAGUGUCUGGUUUAGAUUCUCCUCCAGCGAGUACAAAUAUUCACAGACCAUAUUGGAAAACCUGUAAAAAUAAAUCCAUAUCCCUCAACUUCAAAAUUGAAAUACACUUUUGUUAGAUAAAAAAAACAACGCGAUUGUCUUUCAGUGCAUAAUAUCUGGGAAUUAUUUUGGAUUAUCUUAAUCCAAGGAGAAUCACAUUCUGGGGAAAGACACCUUUCUGAACUUGAAAUGAAACAGCUUUAAAAAUGAGACAAGAAAGUCAGGUCUCGCUCAAGAUACUCACAAACAACACAAA
Messenger RNA from Synchiropus splendidus (mandarinfish), 2830 nucleotides. It is a transcript of the gene gpr174, whose product is annotated as G protein-coupled receptor 174. Gene Ontology annotation, biological process: phospholipase C-activating G protein-coupled receptor signaling pathway; positive regulation of Rho protein signal transduction. The coding region runs from base 500 to 1495 and encodes 331 amino acids. The transcript is spliced from 4 exons. Gene Ontology annotation, molecular function: G protein-coupled receptor activity. Lineage: Eukaryota; Metazoa; Chordata; Actinopteri; Syngnathiformes; Callionymidae. The record is from RefSeq and is a predicted model, not a curated record. Gene Ontology annotation, cellular component: membrane.